Molecule: messenger RNA, 1600 nt
Organism: Salvia hispanica
Lineage: Eukaryota; Viridiplantae; Streptophyta; Magnoliopsida; Lamiales; Lamiaceae
Source: RefSeq, a predicted model, not a curated record
UAUUAUGUCCUUUGGAAGUUCCAAAGCUUCAAAACUUUCCAACUUUCCAAAUAUAAAUAUCUCUCCAAAAUUGCUUCUUUUAAACUCCCAACAAUCUUCUUAGUCAAAUCCCAUCAAAACUUCCGCCCUUUCUUGAAUUCCUUGCUACUAUGAUCUCCUCCCUCAGCCUCAACCUCAACCUCAACCACCCUGCGCCGAUCUCCUCCAUCAAGCCCUCCCUCUCUCCACGGAUCGCCCCUACCAGAACUCGUUUGCCGCCACCAUCGCCAGGGUUUGGCCUUGUUUGUGUCUCCAAGUCUUCAAUCUCUAAACCCUUGCACAUUGGGGCCUCGCUUGGGAGGAAGGAGUCUUCGAUCACUUGCGGAGCAUAUGAGGCCGACCGGUCGGAGCCGGUGGUGGACGGAUCUGAGUCGGCGAGGAAGGUGAAGAUCGGAAUCUACUUCGCCACUUGGUGGAGCUUGAAUGUGGUGUUCAACAUAUACAAUAAGAAGGUGCUGAAUGCGUAUCCCUAUCCAUGGCUCACCUCGACGCUCUCGCUCGCGGCGGGCUCCCUCAUCAUGCUCGUCUCCUGGGCGCUGCGGAUCGCCGAGGCGCCCAAGACCGAUCUCGAAUUUUGGAAAUCGCUUUUUCCAGUAGCUGUGGCGCACACAAUUGGGCAUGUUGCGGCGACUGUGAGCAUGUCGAAGGUGGCGGUUUCGUUCACUCACAUAAUCAAGAGCGGCGAGCCUGCUUUCAGCGUGUUGGUUUCGAGGUUUAUUUUGGGGGAGACUUUCCCGCCGGCGGUUUACCUAUCGCUUAUUCCGAUCAUCGGCGGCUGCGGUCUGUCCGCUCUCACCGAGCUCAACUUCAACAUGAUUGGUUUCAUGGGGGCCAUGAUCUCGAAUUUGGCGUUUGUUUUCCGGAAUAUAUUUUCGAAGAAGGGCAUGAAGGGGAAAUCAGUCAGCGGAAUGAACUAUUAUGCUUGCUUGUCAAUGCUGUCUCUAGUUAUUCUCACUCCCUUUGCAAUUGCUGUGGAGGGACCACAGAUGUGGGCUGCAGGAUUUCAGCAAGCUUUGUCUGAUAUUGGACCCCAGAUUGUUUGGUGGAUGGCGGCCCAAAGUGUAUUUUACCAUCUCUACAACCAGGUGUCAUACAUGUCGCUGGAUGAGAUUUCUCCUUUGACAUUUAGCAUUGGAAAUACGAUGAAACGUAUAUCAGUCAUUGUCUCCUCAAUCAUUAUUUUCCAGACACCUGUACAACCCAUCAAUGCUCUUGGUGCUGCAAUUGCAGUUCUUGGCACUUUCUUGUAUUCUCAGGCGAAGCAGUGAAGACGGUGAGGCUGGAAAGCUGUAGCAUAAACCGGUAAAAUGUGGCGUGGUUGAGGAUGGAUAGAGUCUCGUCUCUGGGCAUCGAGGAAAUUGAACCAAAGUGGAGCAUCGGCUUUACAUGUAGAUAGUAAUAAUGAGGAGUUUAUAGUUUUGAUUAGGGAUCUUGUUUUGCCAUAGUUGACGAGGUCGAGAAGAAUAAGCAAUGGCGUAAAUUUAUAGAACUAUCUAUAGGCUUAUCAUGUAACAGUAUAUGUAUGGAUGAAUGAAAUUCUUGCAUUUGUGGUCGAGGAUAA